Molecule: messenger RNA, 2868 nt
Organism: Cimex lectularius (bed bug)
Lineage: Eukaryota; Metazoa; Arthropoda; Insecta; Hemiptera; Cimicidae
Product: NF-X1-type zinc finger protein NFXL1-like
Exons: 13
Coding region: 163-2733 (856 amino acids)
Biological process (GO): regulation of DNA-templated transcription
Cellular component (GO): nucleus
Molecular function (GO): DNA-binding transcription factor activity, RNA polymerase II-specific; RNA polymerase II transcription regulatory region sequence-specific DNA binding; zinc ion binding
Source: RefSeq, a predicted model, not a curated record
AACGCUGAGUUACACGUAGGUGACACACCGGGCAGGUUCUGAGUCUUGUUUGACGGGUACUACUACUGGCCACAGGGUAGCAGUUUCCCGUUUAGCGGAUGUCACACGUCCCUAGAUAAUUGGCAGGCGCCCGAACCGGCUUUCCGUGUUUUAUUUCCCGAGAUGUCACGCCCGGGAGGCAGGGGCAACCCUUGGAACCGCUCCGGUGGCGACAGGAAGAAGAGGGUCGAGAACGGCUGGACGGACGGCCCGUCCCGGAGCCCCGCCGUCCCGGAUGCCAUGUCCGCCCAGAACAAGUUCCAAGAGGCUCAUCUCAAAAUGCAGAAAUCCGUGCAGAAAUACAUGCGACAAGAAUACGAGUCCUCUUCGGAGGAAGAGGAACUCGAAUCGGACAACAUCUUAGCUUCAGUACUUAAAAAUUACAACAGCUUCGGUGGCAAGUCUGAGGAUCUUGGGAGGACGCAGAAUGUGUUGGAGAAUUCGUUUCGGUCUGGGUCGGCAGUCUGCCUCAUUUGUAUAGCACUCAUCAAAAGGACAGAUUCUAUAUGGUCGUGCAGAUCUUGCUAUGGAUUUUUCCAUUUAAACUGCAUACAAAGGUGGAGUAAAGACAGUAUUACACAUCAAAAGGUUGCAGAGGAAGAAAUGCCGUCAAAUAAAAGUAAAAGCUACUGCUGGUUUUGCCCAAAAUGUAGGGAAGAAUAUGAUUUGUCAAGCAUUCCAACAAAAUACGAAUGCUUUUGUGGUAAUAGAACUGACCCAGUGUUCCAGCCGUGGUUAGUGCCACAUUCCUGCGGUGAAAUUUGCAAUAAACCACUUCUGCCCGAAUGUGGACAUGCUUGCUUGCUCCUUUGCCAUCCAGGGCCUUGUCCGAAGUGCCCCAAGAUGGUGAGAACAAAAUGCCACUGUGGAAAAAGUGAUUCUAUUCCGAGAAGAUGCUAUGAGAAAGAAUGGGCUUGCGAAAAAGCCUGUGGAAAGGAGUUGGCCUGCAGGAAGCACAAAUGCGAGAGUCGUUGCCAUCCCGGUGCAUGCCCUCCUUGCAACAAAACUUCACUGAUGAAGUGUCAAUGCGGUGACAAGACGGAACGCAUCGCUUGUGCCGAACUGACUUGGAACUGCGAAAAGGUCUGUGGAAAACUGUUGGACUGUGGGGAGCACACGUGUGAAGUCAUCUGCCACAAAGGUGAAUGCGGGCCAUGCCCUCUUUCUCUUCCUAGAUCCUGCCCGUGUGGAAAAGAAGUGACAGUUCUCCCGUGUACGAAAGAAGUCAGCACUUGCGGGGACACGUGCUCUAAGCUCCUCCUCUGUGGGCUUCACCGCUGUUCACAAAGAUGCCACAAAUCAUCUUGCGGGCCUUGUAUGGAAAUAAUACAAAAGCCUUGUCGUUGUGGAUCGCAUUUUAAGGAGGUUCAGUGCGAAAAGGAGUACCUUUGUGAAAAGAAAUGCAAAUUGAAAAAAGACUGCGGGGUUCAUAACUGCAGUAGAAAAUGUUGUGAUGGUCAAUGCCCACCUUGUUAUGCCAUUUGUAAAAAGACACUCAACUGUGGAAAUCACAAAUGUGAAUCGGUAUGUCACAGAGGGCCGUGCUACCCAUGUCAGCAAACUGUACUUUUAACGUGUUCGAACUGUGCUCAUCCGCUGACAACUGUCCCGUGUGGUGUAAAAAAAAGAAAAUUCAAGUGCAAUCAACUUUGCAUUGCGCCUAAAGAUUGUGACCAUGAAAAUAAACACAAUUGUCAUUACGGUCCUUGUCCGCCUUGUAAGCAAGUAUGCAAUAAAUUGAAGCCCUGUGGCCACCGUUGUCCUAAGAUCUGCCAUUCCAAAGUCGUCGUCUGUUCGAUACCGAACUUCAAACCCGCUACACCGUUGGACGUUGCCCCGUUAGAAGUGAAGUCACUGGAAUGCCCAGAGUGCAUUGCCAUUGUCGAAGUACCGUGUCUAGGGGGACACGAGAAACUGCGGCUCCCUUGUUUCAGGGCAGUGGCUCAGUCUUGUGGCAAUCCUUGCAGCAGGUUGCUUCCCUGCAAAAAUCAUGAAUGUUCAUUCCUUUGUCACUCAGUCGUCAACAGCCCAAACGAAAAGGAUGCUGGGGACAAUUGUGAAGUGUGCGAGGAGGAAUGCGUAGCAGAGCGGGUGUGCUCGCAUCCGUGCACGAUUGGAUGCCAUCCUCCUCCGUGUCCGAAUUGCAAAGUUCAGCUCAAGUUGCGGUGCCACUGCAGCCUUAAUUUCGUCUACACAAAGUGCUACGAAUGGUGCAGGCUACCCGAAAGCAAAAAAGACGAAAAACUCUCCUGCGGCGACCAGUGCCCGAAGCUCUAUCCUUGUGGGCACAGGUGCGCCUCCAACUGUCACAAGGGCGAGUGCCCGAAUGCGGACCGAUGUAGAAAAAAAGUCAAAGUCAAUUGCAAAUGUAAGAGGAUCAAGAAAGAUGUCAUUUGCCAUUUGAAAAAUGAAACUGAAAUCAACUGUGAUGAGACAUGCGAGGCCUUAAAAAAAGAAAAGGAACUCAAAAAGCUCAAAGAAUUAGAAGAAGAAUCCCUUGCAGAGAGGUUGAGGAACCAAAAAGAACUGGAAAUGUAUGAAAAGAGACUUCACGGUGGAAAAAAACAAAGGACUCGAAGAAGGGAUUUUCAGGAUGAUUCAAAACCCAGUUUUAUUUCCCAAUAUAAGUUCUCCAUCUUUGCUUGUUUUUUUCUUAUUGUUUCAUCAGCAGUUUAUUAUUUCCUUAUUAAAUAAAAUCUAGUCACAAAAGUUUUUCUUAAACUAGAUAAGUUUUUUUUUUUUUUGACAAUUGUCUCUGGCUUGGGAAACGAUAAUGUUGGAUUUUAUUUAAUUUAAUUAAUUAUGUUAGCUACAGUGUGUGGUGAUUAG